Messenger RNA from Daldinia caldariorum, 1228 nucleotides. RefSeq names its product carbohydrate esterase family 1 protein. Gene Ontology annotation, molecular function: hydrolase activity. The record is from RefSeq and is a predicted model, not a curated record. Bases 1 to 885 code for a protein of 294 amino acids. The transcript has 3 exons. NCBI's taxonomy places the organism in Eukaryota, Fungi, Ascomycota, Sordariomycetes, Xylariales, Hypoxylaceae. Gene Ontology annotation, cellular component: extracellular region.
AUGCGCCUAUCCGCCUUUAUACGCUCUACAGUGUGUCUUGGAACAUGCUUAGGAGCCCGUGCUGCGUUGACACCAAUUUCAAAUUGGGGAACGAACCCAACAAAUUUGCAAGUGCAGGCUUAUAUCCCAUCUAAACUGGAGGCGUCGCCAGCUGUAAUUCUUGCUCUACACACUUGUGGUGGAUCGGCGGCAUUUUAUCACAUGGAUGCGAAUUAUGACCAGUAUGCCGACAAGAAAGGGUUCAUCGUGGUUUACCCUUCUACUACAAAGGAUAAUAACUGCUGGGAUGUUGCCUCCACAAAAUCUCUCACAUACGAGGGAGGAGGCGAUAGCACUGGUCUGGCAAACAUAGUGAGGUACAUGAUCUCCAAGUACAACGCGGACCCGAAGAGAAUCUUCGCAGUAGGCUCGUCAUCCGGGUGCAUGAUGACGAACGUGCUCCUGGCCACUUACCCGGACCUAUUCAACGCGGGAUCCUGCUACUCUGGCAUUCCAGCAGGCUGCCUGGCAGGGUCUCCCGGGUCGAGUCCUCAGAGUGCUGAUCCUACGUGCGCCAACGGCCGGAACAUCAAGACGGGGGACCAAUGGGCGAAGCAGGCAAAAGCAAUGCGACCGGGCUGGAACGGAACCUACCCCCGCCUGCAAACCUUCCACGGAAGUGCGGAUACUUUUGUUUCCUACACUAAUUUCGGAGAGCAGCUGAAGCAGUGGUCGACUAUUCAUGGCAUUAGUUUCACCGGGAAUACCACGAACUCGCCACGCGCGGGUGAUACGAAAAUGGUGUAUGGAGAUGGUAGCGUCUUGGUUGGGAUUUCUGUUGCCAACGCUGGCCAUCCUGUUCGUGAUGAUCAACAGGCUGACUUGGCCUGGUUUGGCCUAUUGUAAUGAUGAGACGGGGAUGUAUGAUUUGGGAGAGUGAUGAAAUUGAACUCGUCCAUCUUCUUGUCUAUCUUUUUCCUAUCUGUUUGUUUUGCUUCCAUCGUUUACCUUUACCUGCCUAAGUAGGCAUGACAUGACCCCUCUUGUGGUCUGCCGAUGCUGGCAGCCGAUCUGCAGAAAUUACCUAGGUACUUUUGGCUGUAUGCGUGGCCAAGUUCUUUCAUUCCAAAGUCAAAUAGUGGUUUUCUAGAUUUGUUGAUAAAAAAUGGUGUUGCCCACCCAUUCACGGAUAAAGGAGAAUUUCCAAAAGUAGAAAAUGACUUUUGGUUUUGAAGUUGAAGUUGUAGAA